Messenger RNA from Salvelinus fontinalis (brook trout), 4771 nucleotides. Its product is annotated as calcium/calmodulin-dependent protein kinase II inhibitor 2-like. The coding region runs from base 585 to 818 and encodes 77 amino acids. The record is from RefSeq and is a predicted model, not a curated record. Gene Ontology annotation, molecular function: protein kinase binding; calcium-dependent protein kinase inhibitor activity. NCBI's taxonomy places the organism in Eukaryota, Metazoa, Chordata, Actinopteri, Salmoniformes, Salmonidae. The transcript is spliced from 2 exons. Gene Ontology annotation, biological process: negative regulation of protein kinase activity.
AGUCCAUCCAUCAGUCAGUCGGUCCAAACUGGAAUCUUCUCCGUUCUGGAUCGGCUGUGGUCUGCAGCACCACCUGCUCUGCUCUACCUCUCUCUCUCUCUCUGCUCUCCCUCCCUCCCUCCCUCCGCCCGCGGGAUCCGUGUUUUGCAGCGCUCCCCAAUUUGCAUUUAUUCCUCAGACUUUCCGUGCGGCGCUCCAGCCGUUCUUCUAGCUAGAAGGCGUACCACGGUGGCAAUAUCCAUGCGCCCCGCGUUUACAGAACAAUACGCACAGUAGAACCCACUGGAACAUUUGAAUAAUGUUGCCGAAGCUUUCUGAAAGUAGAAAUUGAGCGUUUUAAAAAAAAAUCCAUUUGGAUCAAUCGCGUUUGGUUGCGCACCAGACGAGACACGUGCCUUCGAGGUAAACAGACAGCAGGACUGGGCAGCCAGAUAGUAGCCUUGGUUAACGUUACAUUGUUUUUCUCCUGCGUUAUAAGCGUGCAUAAGCAGUUAUAACGCCACCAUAGUGGACGUAGACGUCGAGCGGAGGUUAAUUUUGUUUUCGUUUGUGCACCUUGGUUGAUAAUUGAGACGCAGUUGGACAUGUCGGAAGUACUACAAGACAAAAUGAGUCAUUAUGGAAAUGAGGAUGACGAGGGACACCUUUCCUUCACCUGUCGCCUCCAAGACACCAACAACUUCUUCAGCGGUUCGCAGGGAGGAAAACGCCCACCCAAACUUGGACAGAUAGGCAGAAGCAAACGAGUUGUCGAGGACGAGAACGGCGUUGACGAGGCGCUAAAAAACGGGACAGAGAAAACACAGACAGAGGCUUAAACACAUCACCCCCCGGAAGGACAUUGAUUCUCAUUUUCUAUUUGAUAUUUGCAGUUUUGAUCCAAAGACACUGUAUAUAAGCACUUUUACCCCAUGUGGCAGCAAGCACUUCCAGUCCCAUCUCCUCUCUCUCCCAGUCCUCGUGAUGAUCUCCUGAGACUUAUACUGGCAGGAUGGGGAAGCAGCCGAGAUGGAGACAGAGACAGAGAUGAAGACAGAGGCGGAGACAGAGAGAGUGAUGGAGACAGACAGAGAGAUGAAGACAGAGGUGGAGACAGAGAGAGUGAUGGACACAGAGGCAGAGACAGACAGAGAGAUGAAGACAGAGAGAGUGAUCGAGACAGAGGCAGAGAUGAAGACAGAGAUGAAGACAGUGACAGAGAUAAAGAGAGAGGCGGAGACAGAGAGAUGAAGACAGAGGCGAAGACAGAGAUGAAGACAGUGACAGAGACAAAGAUAAAGAGAGGGGCGGAGACAGAGAUGAAGACAGUGACAGAGACAGAGAUGAAGAGAGAGGCGGAGACAGAGAGUGGCGUAAACAGAGGCGGAGACCGAGAGAGAGAUGAAGACAGAGAGAGAGAUGAAGACAGAGGCGGAGACAGAGAGAGAGAUGAAGACAGAGGCGGAGACAGAGAGAGAGAGACAGAGAUGAAGACCGAGGCGGAGAUGGAGACAGAGACAGAGGUGGAGACAGAGACAGAGGUGGAGACAGAGAGAGAGAGACAGAGAUGAAGACAGAGGCGGAGACAGAGAGAGAGAGACAGAGAUAGAGACAGAGGUGGAGACAGAGACAGAGGUGGAGACAGAGACAGAGGUGGAGACAGAGACAGAGGUGGAGACAGAGACAGAGGUGGAGACAGAGACAGAGGUGGAGACAGAGACGGAGGUGGAGACAGAGACGGAGAUGGAGACAGAGGUGGAGACAGAGACAGAGGUGGAGACAGAGACAGAGGUGGAGACAGAGACAGAGGUGGAGACAGAGACAGAGGUGGAGACAGAGACAGAGGUAGCGACAGAGGUGGAGACAGAGAAAGAGGUGGCGACAGAGGUGGCGACAGAGGUGGAGACAGAGGUAGAGACAGAGGUGUAGACAGAGACAGAGGUGGAGACAGAGACAGAGGUAGCGACAGAGGUGGAGACAGAGACAGAGGUGGCGACAGAGGUGGAGACAGAGGUGGAGACAGAGACAGAGGUGGAGACAGAGAGAGAGAGACAGAGAUGAAGACAGAGGCGGAGACAGAGAGAGAGAGACAGAGAUAGAGACAGAGGUGGAGACAGAGACAGAGGUGGAGACAGAGACAGAGGUGGAGACAGAGACAGAGGUGGAGACAGAGACAGAGGUGGAGACAGAGACAGAGGUGGAGACAGAGACGGAGGUGGAGACAGAGACGGAGAUGGAGACAGAGGUGGAGACAGAGACAGAGGUGGAGACAGAGACAGAGGUGGAGACAGAGACAGAGGUGGAGACAGAGACAGAGGUGGAGACAGAGACAGAGGUAGCGACAGAGGUGGAGACAGAGAAAGAGGUGGCGACAGAGGUGGAGACAGAGGUAGAGACAGAGGUGUAGACAGAGACAGAGGUGGAGACAGAGACAGAGGUAGCGACAGAGGUGGAGACAGAGACAGAGGUGGCGACAGAGGUGGAGACAGAGGUGGAGACAGAGACAGAGGUGGCGACAGAGGUGGAGACAGAGGUGGAGACAGAGACAGAGGUGGAGAUGGAGACAGAGGUGGAGACAGAGGUGUAGACAGAGACAGAGGUGGAGACAGAGACAGAGGUGGCGACAGAGGUGGAGACAGAGGUGGAGACAGAGACAGAGGUGGAGACAGAGACAGAGGUGGCGACAGAGGUGGAGACAGAGACAGAGGUGGAGACAGAGGUGGAGACAGAGACAGAGGUGGAGACAGAGACAGAGGUGGAGACAGAGACAGAGGUGGAAACAGAGACAGAGGUGGAGACAGAGACAGAGGUUGCGACAGAGACAGAGACAGAGGUGGAGACAGAGACAGAGGUGGAGACAGAGACAGAGGUGGAGACAGAGGUGGAGACAGAGGUGAAGACAGAGACAGAGGUGGCGACAGAGGUGGAGACAGAGACAGAGACAGAGGUGGAAACAGAGGUGGAGACAGAGACAGAGGUGGAGACAGAGACAGAGGUGGAGACAGAGACAGAGGUGGAGACAGAGACAGAGACAGAGACAGAGGUGGAGACAGAGACAGAGGUGGAGACAGAGACAGAGGUGGAGACAGAGACAGAGGUGGAAACAGAGGUGGAGACAGAGACAGAGGUGGAGACAGAGACAGAGGUGGAGACAGAGACAGAGGUGGAGACAGAGACAGAGGUGGAGACAGAGACAGAGGUGGAAACAGAGGUGGAGACAGAGACAGAGGUGGAAACAGAGGUGGAGACAGAGACAGAGGUGGAGACAGAGACAGAGGUGGAGACAGAGGCCCAGGUGAAAUAGGUGAAUUCUAUCAUCCAGGGUUUAGGCCCACAGAACUCUUCUAAAACAGGAAUGGCCCAACCCUCCACCUGUAGAGCUACUGAGUGAGCAGCAGGCUUUUGCUCCAGCCCUACACUUUUUUUACACUAGUCAACCAUUGGUCGUACAAUCAAAACUCCUAAGCAGGCAGCCAACAAAUGUAGCCGUGUAGAAAGGGUCUUUCACACACCAGAUUCAGCCAGUCAAGGUCCUGGGUAGCAGGUGAUUAGUAGAAUCAGGUGUGUUUACAGUAUGUUUGGAGCGUCUAAACCAUGUAACCAGGAGAGGAUGAUGAAGGAGGAAGAGGAUGAAUCUAAGGUUCCAGCGGUAGAAAGAGACGAUGCUGUCGAACCUUCACAGAAAUCAGGGAAGGAAGAGUAUAAAUGAUCUACUUAACUAAAGCACACAUUGUUAUAUCAAUCAAACCGUACGAUAUUACAUAACCAUUCUUUCUGCUCUUGAUUCUUAUGACGACGAGUGCAAACAAAUAAUAUAGGAAACGUGUAAAUAAGAAAUGGUAGCCCCACGUUCUGUUAGCCUGGGCGCCAGUCUGUUCCUGCUGUCUUGUCAACUCCUUAUGGAAUUGUCAUGUUUGGUGUGACAACGAGUGAUAGAGAGUUGUCAAGACAGCACAAACAGAUCUGGGAAUCAGGCUAGCGUUUUGUUGCACAGAGGAGAAAAGAAGCGUGAAAUGGUUUGUUGUGAUCUAACUUAACGUGUCUGUAUAAAGAUACCUUAUUUACUGACCCUUUGGAUAUGUAUUUUCCAGUGCUCAAGGCCUGACUGAGGGACACUUUUGUAUGUAGAGAAUUACGAUGACAGAAUGAAUGAAAGCGAUUUCUCCUUUUUUACUUCUUAUGAAUUUUUAUGUCGCCUGAUCAGUUUUUGCAGCUAUAGAGUCAUUUAUACACAUUAUACAGGACUGUACAUCACAUGUUUGUAACGUUCCAAGAGGCUUAUGUCUGGAUUGUUAAAUAUAACUGUACACCCUCCCCUAUUGAUAAACUAUUUAUAUCGCAUUGCGCAUUAUCGUGUGUGCCAAAUAUCAUGAGGGAUAAGCAGACCACUUGGUUGUUUAUGUUGUGCUUUCUAUACGUUAUAACUGUAGACAUUUUGUUCUUCUUCGGUUGUUGCCAUUGUUCAGGGCUAUUUCUUACCACUGAAUUUACCAACGCAUGCAUGGCAGAAAUGGAUUGAUGCAUGGCAGAAAUGGAUUGAUGCAUGGCAGAAAUGGGUUGAUGCAUGGCAGAAAUGGAUUGAUGCAUGGCAGAAAUGGAUUGAUGCAUGGCAACGUUCUAAAGAUGAUCUUAGUGUAUUCUGGAACACCUGGUACACAGCUUUGAAUGACUAACCUCCAGAACCCUCUUAAUACUACAUAACUUGUUCUGUACUGUACUGUACUAUGAUCUUACUGAUUUGUACUGUAGCCUAAUAUCUUGUAAUAAAGAUUCUGAAGAAGUUAAUUAAGAA